AUGGUUAAAUGUCAUGUUUGUAAUGAACAUAGGUAUAAGAAAGUUUUCAAUGAGGAGAGAAAACUUACUAAAGUUGCUCAAAAGACUUUAAGACACAUUACAUUAAUUCCUAGGAUGUACAACGUGUCAUGGAUAGCAGAGCUAAUGCUUUGGCACUUUAGAGCUCAGUCAGAUAUCAAUGUUAUGUGGCACCUUGUGGACUCCUCAGCUUGGCGAUGUGCUGAUAGAUUUUCGCCAGAGUUUGCUAAGGAGCCGCGUAAUGUGACCCUUGGGAUAUCAACAGAUGGUUUCAACCCAAAUGGGUGUUUCGGUAAAGAUAAAGAUGUUUAUUUAGAACCUCUUAUAGAAGAGUUAACAGUUUUAUGGAAUGAAGGUGUGUUAACAUAUGAUAGGUUUAGCAAAACUGAAUUUGUAAUGAGGGCAAGGUUGUUAUGGGAUAUACACGAUUAUCCUGCAUUAGGUACUUUAUCUGGAUGUGUAACGCAUGGGUACUUAGCUUUUCAUCACUGCGGAGAAGGAACUCGUUCAGACUAUCUAUCGUUUAUGCGGAAAAUAUGUUAUAUGGGGCACCGUAGAUGGAUUCGAACAGGACACAAAUUUCGAGAUGAUAAGACCAAUUUUGAUGGAGUUGUAGAUCAUGGUACAGCCACAUGGCUACUAUCUGGCUUACAGAUUCAACAGAAGGUAGCUAAUUUGAAAACGAAACAUGGUAAAGGAAAACCACCAGCAGAACCAAGUAAGAAAUGUAAACGGAGAGCUGCAGAGGACAAUGACGAAGAUGCUGAUGCAGAAGAAGAGGUUCAGAACCGGUCCUUGUUUUCGCGAAGGUCUAUUCUAUAUGAUUUUCCAAAAUGGGGUUCUAAUGUCAUCCGACAUAUUACAGAUGUAAUGCACAUAGAAAAGAACAUAACUGAGCAUCUACUUAACACCAUAAUUGGAAAUGGCAAGUCGAAAGACAGUCCUGGUGCACGUCAAGAUCUGGAAGGUAUGGGGGUUAAAAGGAAAUUAUGGUUGAAAGUGGAUGAGGUGACUGGUAAAACCACAAUGCCAGAUGGAGCUUUCGCAAUGUCAAGAAAGGAGAACAUACUUCAAUGCCAAGAUCUGCGAGUUGCUCUUCUCCGUAUCAGUACAUUCUUCAGGACUCCGUGCGCAAAGGUUAUCAACAGAGAACAUCUUAUAAGAGCUAAGGCUAGUUUGGUGGAAGCCAUUUGUGUUCUGGAAAAACAUUUUCCUCCUUCUUUCUUUGUUAUUAGCAUCCACCUAAUGGUGCAUUUGACCGACGAAGCUUUAAUAUGCGGUCCGGUCAGAUUUAGAUGGAUGUAUUCCUUUGAGAGGCUGAUGAAAGGAUUCAAGGGAUUGGUACGCAACAUGAGGUACAUUGAGGGUUGCAUCGCCAGAGGGUAUAUCACGCGAGAAUCUAGCUUAUAUUGCAUGGAAGAUGUGUCAGUAAAUGGUGAAGGUACUCACAAAUAUACUCGACAAGCUUUUUUAGAUGAUGAUGAUGAUUUUGCUGAUGAGAUGUCGUUAAGUAAGCCUAAAAAUAUCACUUUGACUACGGUACAGUUUGAACAAGCUCAUAACUGGGUCCUAUCCAAGUUUGUUGGGAUAGAUGACUGGAAAAGGAAGUAUGCUGCCUAUGUUAACAGUCGCAAGCCUCAUGGUCCAAGAAAUCGUACAUCGCAACAGUCAUUAAUUGAAGAGUUUUCUGUUAUGGUUACGUUUGUUAUAGGUUUUGUGACAAUAAUUGGGUUAGCUUCGGUUAGUUUACAGAUUAUUAUGGCAGAAGUGGAGGUGAAUGAAAAUGGAUUUCAUGUUUCCGCUAAUGCAACAAAACUUGGCUACAGAAAGGGUGCCUUGGGAGUGUAUAAUUUACCUGAGACUUCUAAGCGAACUACAGUGAAGUCGAUGUCUGAUCCAUGGAGGAGAUUUAAGCAUGAGUUAAGAUUGGGCUACUAUGACAUAUAUCCUACUCACGAAGAAAGAAUCAGAAAUUUUCCUCCUCUUGUGAAAUAA
Messenger RNA from Papaver somniferum (opium poppy), 2013 nucleotides. RefSeq lists its product as uncharacterized. The record is from RefSeq and is a predicted model, not a curated record. The coding region runs from base 1 to 2013 and encodes 670 amino acids. The transcript is spliced from 7 exons. Lineage: Eukaryota; Viridiplantae; Streptophyta; Magnoliopsida; Ranunculales; Papaveraceae.